AUGGUUUUCGCAAAAAAACAUUGGAUUAUUAUUGGUAGUAUAGGAAGUACUUUGGCUAUUGCUAUUAUUGUAGGUGUUACAGUAGGAGUUGUUGUUGGACGACGAAAAUCAGAACAAACAACAAAUGAACAACGAGCAUUUGAUAUUCUUGCACAAAAUCCAUUGAUUGAUGGUCAUAAUGAUUGGGCUAUGAUUAUUCGAGCAAUUCUUCAAAAUAAUAUAUCCGGUCAUGAUUUCUAUAAUAUGACUCAAUAUGAUAGAAAAAAUGGCACACCAUCUCAAACAGAUAUAAUACGUUUACGAAAAGGUCAAGUUGGUGGACAAUUUUGGUCAAUCUAUACAUCUUGUGAACAUCAAGGAAAAGAUGCUAUAAUGAGUUUUAUGGAACAAAUUGAUGUUAUGAAUCGAUUAAUAGAAAAAUAUUCUGAUGUAUUUCAAUUUGUUAGAACAGCUAAUGAAAUUCGACAAGCAUUUCAAGCUAAACGUAUUGCAAGUUUAUUUGGUGUUGAAGGUGGACAAGCUAUUGAAAGUUCAUUUUCAAUUUUAAGACUUUUCUAUCAAAUGGGUGUACGAUAUAUGACAUUAACACAUAAUUGUAAUACUCCAUGGGCUGAUCAAAAUCAAGUUGAUCGUAUUAAUUCAACAUUAAUAAAAAAUAAUGGUUUAACAGAAUUUGGAAAAAAAAUUAUUACAGAAAUGAAUCGUCUUGGAAUGUUAAUUGAUUUAUCACAUGUUUCAAAAAAAACUAUGCUUGAUGUAUUAAAUAUUACACGUUCACCAGUUAUAUUUAGUCAUUCAUCAGCUUGGACUUUAUGUAAUCAUACACGAAAUGUUCAAGAUGAUGUACUUCAAUUAAUUAAAUCUAAUCGUGGAAUUGUUAUGGUUGCAUUUACACCAGGUUUUAUAAUAUGUAAUCGUCAACGUCGUGUAACCAUUCCAGAUGUAGCAGCACAUAUUAAUCAUAUUCGAAAUGUUGCUGGUAUCGAUAGUGUUGGUAUUGGUGCUGAUUAUGAUGGUAUUGACGACACACCAGAAGGUCUAGAAGAUGUAUCGACUUAUCCAAAAAUUAUUGAAUAUUUAAUAUCACAAGGAAAUUGGACUAAUGAUGAUAUUAUUAAAUUGAUUGGUGGAAAUAUUAUACGAGUAAUAGAAGAAAAUGAAAAAAUAUCACGUGAUCUUCAAAAGAUAAUUCAACCAUUUGAAGAUUUAAUACCUCUUAAUGAUUUAAUAAAAUACAAUUUAACACAAUGUCGAUAUUUAGAUAUGUAUACAGAUACAUCUUAUUUGUGA
Rotaria sordida is the source of this 1290-nucleotide messenger RNA. The record is from the annotation of a GenBank genome assembly. NCBI's taxonomy places the organism in Eukaryota, Metazoa, Rotifera, Eurotatoria, Philodinida, Philodinidae.